AUGUGUGCUAGACGCUCCUUAUCAUUAACAGUUUUUAUUUCUCAACUUUUGUUAAUGGCACUGCUUCUUGUAACUGCUUCAUCUUCGCACGUUGGACAUCAAGCUGCUCCUUCAGUUAUCAAGUCGUCUUCCACUGACAUUGUUGCAGCUAGCCGACUAAAAAGAGCACCAGGCUGGGGCAAAAGAAACGCCCUUCAUCGCGACGAUUUCCUCGAUGGGUCCGAAAGUGCUCUUAGAGAUAUUAAUACUUUAGCAGCAUUAAACACCGUGUCACCUUUCGCUGAAGAAACUGACUUUCUUAGUGAUAAGAGAGCUCCAGGAUGGGGUAAGAGAGCCCCAGGUUGGGGUAAGCGAGCACCUGGAUGGGGUAAAAGAUCUUGCUAUGGAGGCGCAUGUUUGAAUAACUUACCUUCCUUAGGUAGCAAAGGUUUUCUUCCAUUUGGCAAGACUGUUGACAACACCGAGUUCAACAAUGAUGAUUUUGAUACAGAUGAAACUGGACUUGAUUUUACUAAACGUGCUCCUGGAUGGGGUAAAAGAAGUUACCAGUUAGAUUUGGGCGACCAUGAUGCCGAAAGUGACCAAUUUAGGAACUGGGGCAUUAAUACAGGGAGUCAAAGUUUGCUACAGAAAAACGCGGAUGCCGUGAAAAAAUUCAUAAAUACAAUAGGUGCAUUGUCGAGAAAUUCUGUUACGGCAGAUGGAAGUAUGUCAGCAGAAAGGAGAGCUCCAGGCUGGGGAAAGAGAAGCAGGAAGCUAGAGUUCGGUUAUGGAGAUUUAAAUACAGACAAACGGGCUCCCGGAUGGGGUAAGCGUGCCCCUGGAUGGGGCAAAAGAAACUACGACGAUGAAAUAGAUGAUAGCAGUGACGAUAUUCAGAAGCGUGCCCCAGGCUGGGGUAAAAGGGCGCCUGGAUGGGGAAAGAGAGGCAAUGCUUUUGAACUAGAGGAUGACAGUGGCCAUUCUGAUAAACGUGCGCCUGGGUGGGGUAAAAGGGCACCUGGAUGGGGUAAAAGGAGUUAUACGUUUGAAGUAGAUGCUGAUAAUGAGGAUGUCGACAAACGUGCCCCCGGCUGGGGUAAGAGGGCCCCUGGAUGGGGCAAGAGGAAUUAUGAGUUUGAUGUAGAUUAUGAAAAUGAAGAUUUUGACAAACGUGCACCUGGCUGGGGUAAACGCGCACCUGGGUGGGGCAAGAGAAGCUUUAGGAUUCAGAGUGGAGACGGAAGUCUUCUUUCAGAGAACAGGGCUUCCAACUGGGAAGAAAAACGGGCUUUCGGCAAAAGCAAAAAAGCACCUGGAUGGGGUAAAAGAUCAGUACGUGAAAUCUGCCAAGAGUUUCAAGGACUACAGCGAGAUUACAUUGACAAG
Messenger RNA from Candidula unifasciata, 1368 nucleotides. The record is from the annotation of a GenBank genome assembly. Lineage: Eukaryota; Metazoa; Mollusca; Gastropoda; Stylommatophora; Geomitridae.